CGUUCACGAAGACGAAUUCGACAUUAUAUUAACGACUGACGUCUAACGAAUGAAGAACUAGCUUCAACAGCUUCAAUAGUUUUUGUCUCUCCCUUUUAGCAAAACAAGACUAUAGGCGCCGCUUUUUGGUGGAGGCGGCGCCGUCAACAUUGAAAUCUUAACCAAGCGGUAGUCUUUGAAAUAUCAUAUCUUUGAAAGUAUAUAUACCUAGUUCAUGAAGCUUGGACAUAAGGGUAAUCAAAUAUUACUGAACAUCCUUCCUGAGUUUCAGGUUACAUGAUCAAAUUCAAAGGUUAUUAUUUUAAGGUAAGCGAACUUUUAGCAUGUUAGGGGUAUUUAUUGAAUGGCCAUCAUAAAUUUAAAUAAAGUAGUGCGAUGGAAUGUACUUAUGAUUAGUGCUCUCGAAUUAUAAGCAGAGCCUUGCCCGGUGGUCCUGCACUAACAAGAGAUCUAAAAGCAAAAAUUUUACAUGUUGUACGUACUUUGAGUAAAUGAGACAAUGAUGCAUAUUAUGUGUAAUGGCUAUGUACCUGUUUUUAUUUCAGCUUUUCUGUCGUUUUAUUAACAAUUGCAAACGCAACCUUUAAUCGUGACGUGAUUGAAUAAAUAGAAAAUCAUACAUACAUAAUCCAAACUUUAUGUUAAUAAGAUAGAAAUGAGCUCGACAGAGGAUGGCUGAGUACAAGACAAGUAAAGCUAUACAAAUGGCGGUCAAACGAACACACCUCUCUUUGUGGAUCGUAUCUGCUUUUGUUUUCUACUUCUUUUCAGGGAUACGUGGUGAGGUUCCUGAUGAUACUGUCUACACCGAGUUGCACAAAGAUGUUAGAAUAGGAGACAGUGCAGUAUUGACAUGCCAUUUUCGAGGUUCACCAUUGGCUGUCUAUUGGAAGAAAGGUGAUAACCCAAGAAGCGCACCAAACCUUGUAUCAUGGAUUCCUUCUGAUGACGUCACCGGUUUAUGUGAAGGUCAAAGACCAUGUGAGAUCAUGGAGAUGAAUGAAAAUCGCUCCUUGGUCAUCAAAGAAGUCAGUAUGGCCGAACAAGGUCGAUACAUCUGCAGAGUUUCUAACUACAAGGGAAUUCUUAUACACAACUUCACAGACAUCAGACUGUUUUCUCCUCCUAUAGAACCCUACCCAAUCAUCAACCAGUGUCAGAGAAAGGAAGGUUCUUUGAAUUCUACUUCUCCAAAGGGUUGUAGGAUUUCAACCAACGCCACGAUUGUAACCAUCACCUGCUCGGCCUUCGGAUUCUACCCAGAUAUAAAUCUCUUCUUCCUUCAUGGGUUUUCAAAGGUGACCAAUUUUAAGAGUAUUGAGUGGGAAAAUAAAGACGGUUCUAAGAACAAAACCAUAUUGAUUGAAGCUACAGUCAGUGACAGGCCAUAUGUAUGUAUUGCGUCAGAUAUACCCGGUUCAAAAGAGGAGAGAGCGGGGGAGAUAUUCAUAGAUCCAUUCCGUUCAGAUGAGACAACCUCAGCCAAUCCCGAGAAGGAUGAUGGAAGUAGUGGCACAAAUCCAGCGAAGAUUGUGGUACCAAUCCUACUGAUACUCGCAGUCGCCACGACAGGCAUGGUAUUCUUGUGGUGGAGAUCAAGGAAACGGCUAGCAAGAAGUCACAUAGGUAAACGUGAUGUCGAGGAGGCAGAGCUAUUAAUGCAAAAACUGAAGGUACAGGGGGUUGUCUCUUUUUAUGAACUGUGGCUACUGGCUUAUGACACUCCGAAUGAUGAGAUGGCAAAUGUAUACGCUGCUCUUGUUAAGCUUGGUAUUACCAAUAUCAAGGGACAAAUGGGUAGAAGACUUGUGUAUGAUACUCUUUGUAAAUGGAAAGAGAGAUCAUAUGCACCUGACCAACCACAGAUGUUAAGAGAUGCCUUAGAGGAAGUGGGCCUUGAUGGUACAUGGCAAGUUAUUUAUGAACAAGUGCGACAGGUCAAUUAUUCUACCAAAGUACCUGAAGGAACAUUCGAACAAAUCCUGCUUGACCUAAAAGAAAAAAAAGGAAUAAAUAAAUUCCUAAAUAACUUGUUUCCACGAGAAAAUAUAGUCACAGAAAUUGAGACAAUCAAUGACUCCAAUCACUCUGAAGAGGGCAAUAAGAACGUGGAAAACUCAGCUCCCGCCAAAGAAGUCAGUGACACCCAUGACGGUCAAGAAAAGAAGAAAAACACAGCUCCGGCCAAAGCAAUCAGUGCUACCCAUGACGGUCCAGAAAACAAGGAAAACACAGCUCCGGCCAAAGCAAUCAGUGACACCCAUGACGGUCCAGAAAAGAAGGAAAACACUGCUCCCGCCAAAGAAGUCAGUGACACCCAUGACGGUCCAGUAAACAAGGAAAACACAGCUCCGGCCAAAGCAAUCAGUGACACCCAUGACGGUCAAGAGAACAAGGAAAACACAGCUCCGGCCAAAGCAAUCAGUAACACCCAUGACAGUCAAGAGAACAAGGAAAACACAGCUCCCGCCAAAGCAAUCAGUGCUACCCACGACGAUCAAGAAAACAGAGAAAACACAGCUCCCGCCAAAGCAAUCAGUGACACCCAUGACCUUCAAGAGAACAAGGAAAACACAGCUCCCUCCAAAGCAAUCAGUGACACGCAUGACGGUAAAGAAAACAAGGAAAACAUAGCUCCCGCCAAAGAAGUCAGUGAUAUCCAUGACGUUGACCAGAACAAGGAAAAGUCAGCUUCCGGCAUGCGAAAGUUAAAGGAAUGGAAUAAAGGUCCUUUCAAACAGAAUCCGUUUGUUCUAGUCAGUCUUGCUCUGGAGAGAGCAGGUUAUCUCCAUAUCUCCCAGACCUUCUUUGACGGCCCUGUAUCAUUUUACGAGCUUAGAUCAUUGAUGUACGACGUAAAUACACCUAGCCUAGAAAAGUUAAGAAAAACAAUUUGCGAGCUAGGAAUCGACGAGACAAGUGCAAAUAACUUUGGUCCACAACAAAUCUACGACUAUCUGUGUCAGUGGAAAGAUGGACACCCCCAGGUAGAUCAAGGAAAACUAUUACAUGACGCGCUUUUAAGAGCCGGUCAUGAGGAAGCCUGGUCGAAAGUCUUAGAACAAAGGAAGGAAAGAUCAGAUGUAUCUGAAAGUACGUUCAAGAAGAUACUCUGUAAUGUCACAGCCCCAGCAGUGAUACAGCAGCUCCUGAAAAGGCUAGACCCAGACAUAGCUGGAGAUUUGGAUACCUCACUGGAGACAGAUGUUACGCCAAAAGCCUUGGAAGCAAUGAAGGAAUGGAAUGAAAGACCUCUCAAUGAAAAUAGAAUGAUCGUGUUAAGCCGUGCCUUGGAGAAAGCUAAAUGCAGGCCGAUUAACAGGACUGUUCUCUACGAAACUAUGUCAUAUUUUGAGCUGUGGUCAAUGGUUCAUUUCGACUUUGAUACUAAUGUGAUAACGUUACCAUUACGUGAUGCUUUGAAGGCGAUGGGAGUACUAGGUAUAGAUGAGACAAUAAGUCGGCAUGAGGUUUAUCAUCUUCUUUGUAAAUGGAAGGAAGAACACUCUUAUUGCGACCAACGUCUGGUGUUCAAAGUUCACUUGCUUAACGAAGGACUUCACAAAGAAUGGGAAAAUUUCAGUGAUCUGAGGCUUGGAACAGACCGGAUCAUUUCUGAUGAAACACUGGAACAUAUUUUGUGGCACUUGAAAACUCCAGGAAAGAUCCAACAUUUUAUUCAUAAGCUGACCAAUACCGACCAAGAAUCAAUACCUGAAGAUUCAAAUCUACCAGAGAGCAUCAGGAUUGCUCUGACUAGAUUGGAGUUGUGGAAGAAGGGCCCCAUCAAUAUACAUCCGGUGAUUCUAUUAAGCGAAGCGCUGGAAUCAGCAAAAUGCUCUAACGUUGCCAUGACCUUUUUUCAAGGUAAUUAUAUGAAAGAACGAAGGUUCAGUCUUGUCCUUUUAUUCAAGCAUGCAUAGAUGAUAUCAGAUAUCACAUUUGCAAAAAACAAACAAACACAAAAAACGCCUACCGGAGGUGUGGUCCAGGAAUAUUAUAUAUGAAAAAAAAUAUCAGAAAGUUAAAUGAGCAACUAGACCAAAAGCUUCAGUCUCUGUAUUUUGGUUGUUCCGCUGAACUGCGUUGGCUUCUCUCUCCAGUACAUAGACUGAAGUAUUGUUGGCUCAUACGUAAAGACAACGUUUUAGCAGUAACGUUAGAUCUGAAAUUCGGCGGAAACCCGAUUUUCGGAUCGUUUUUUGUACAUCGACAUAAAAUUUCACAUUAAAAAAAUAAAUUUCAUCCAACCAAGAAAAUAUAUAAAAUUAAGAAAUUUUUGUACCUUAGACCGCAUUUACCGCAAAUUCCUUUCAAAUGCUGAUCAAAACAUAAUCAACCUCAGUGGCGGAUCCAGGGGGUGGCGCAGGGGGCGCGCGCCCCCCUCUAAUAUUUGAGCGGCGCCGAAGGCGCCGCUCAAAAAAAAAAAAGUAAAGUAAAAGAAAGAAAAGGUGCUGCUU
Molecule: messenger RNA, 4460 nt
Organism: Lytechinus pictus (painted urchin)
Lineage: Eukaryota; Metazoa; Echinodermata; Echinoidea; Temnopleuroida; Toxopneustidae
Exons: 11
Coding region: 672-3923 (1083 amino acids)
Cellular component (GO): plasma membrane
Source: RefSeq, a predicted model, not a curated record